Molecule: messenger RNA, 3468 nt
Organism: Panicum hallii
Lineage: Eukaryota; Viridiplantae; Streptophyta; Magnoliopsida; Poales; Poaceae
Product: N-terminal acetyltransferase A complex auxiliary subunit NAA15
Exons: 26
Coding region: 139-2865 (908 amino acids)
Biological process (GO): N-terminal peptidyl-methionine acetylation
Cellular component (GO): cytoplasm
Molecular function (GO): protein binding; protein-N-terminal amino-acid acetyltransferase activity
Source: RefSeq, a predicted model, not a curated record
CAUUACACAGACCCACACCACGGCACCGCUAGACAGCCCACCCUCCACCUCGCGCCUCCAAAACCCUUCCCUCUCCUCACCCCGUCCUAGGGUUCGCGCCGCCGCGUCUUGCCGCGCCGCGCCGCCCCCGCCGCAGCCAUGGGGUCGUCGCUCCCGCCCAAGGAGGCCAACCUCUUCAAAGUCAUCGUCAAAUCGUAUGAGACUAAGCAAUAUAAGAAAGGGCUUAAGGCUGCAGAUUCUAUUUUAAAAAAAUUCCCAGAGCAUGGCGAAACACUAUCAAUGAAGGGUUUGACGCUAAACUGCAUGGACCGUAAAUCUGAAGCAUAUGAACUUGUUCGACGUGGUCUGAAGAAUGAUCUGAAGAGUCAUGUCUGCUGGCAUGUCUACGGAUUACUUUACCGAUCAGACAGAGAAUACAGAGAAGCUAUAAAAUGUUACAGAAAUGCUUUGAGGAUUGAUCCGGAUAACAUAGAAAUUCUUCGUGACUUGUCACUUCUCCAGGCACAAAUGAGGGACUUGUCUGGUUUUGUUGAGACUAGGCAACAACUUUUGUCCUUGAAGCCAAAUCACCGCAUGAACUGGAUUGGUUUUGCGGUUGCUCAUCAUUUGAAUUCCAAUUCCUCCAAGGCAGUAGAAGUAUUGGAGGCAUAUGAGGGGACACUGGAAGAUGAUUAUCCUCCAGACAACGAGCGAUAUGAACACAGUGAAAUGCUGCUGUAUAAGAUAUCAUUGUUUGAGGAAUGUGGGAUGCUAGACAGAGCCCUUGAGGAAAUGCAGAAGAAGGAGAGCAAGAUUGUUGACAAGCUAUCAUUUAAAGAACAAAUGGCAUCCGUUUUGUUCAAACUUGGCUGCUUUGAUGAAUCUGAGAGCAUUUACAGAUCACUGCUUUUCAUGAACCCUGAUAACUACAAAUACUUUAUAGCUGUGCAGAAGUGCCUUGGCCUAUACUCUGAUAAUGGUCAAUAUUCUGCUGAUGAUGUUGAGCGCUUAAGUGCAUUAUACAACUCACUUAAAGAAAAGUAUGCUUGGUCAUCUGCUGUUAAGCGCAUCCCUCUUGAUUUCCUGGAAGGUGAGAAGUUCCAGGAGGCAGCAGACAGUUAUGUCAGACCUCUAUUAACUAAGGGUGUGCCUUCACUGUUUUCUGAUUUAAGCCCACUGUACGAGCAUCCUGGCAAGGCAAACAUACUGGAGCAGUUAUUUCUUAAAAUAGAAGAUUCCAUUAGGACUUCUGGAUGCUUUCCAGGAAGCCCACAAAAGGAGCCUCCUUCCACACUAUUGUGGACUUUGUUUUUGAUUUCCCAGCACUAUGACAGAAGAGGCCAGUAUGAGAUUGCUUUUAAUAAAAUUAAUGAGGCUAUAUCACAUACACCAACUGUCAUCGAUUUAUAUUCAGUCAAGGGAAAGAUAUUGCAGCAUGCUGGCAAUUUUGCAGCAGCAGCCGCAUUAGCAGAUGAAGCUAGGUCCAUGGAUCUUGCUGAUCGCUAUUUAAACAGCGAGUGUGUUAUGCAGAUGCUUCAGGCUGACCAGGUUGGGCUGGCGGAGAAGACUGCCGUCUUGUUUACAAAAGAUGGUGAUCAACACAAUAAUCUUCAUGACAUGCAGUGCAUGUGGUAUGAACUUGCUUCUGGUGAGAGUUAUUUCCGUCAAGGUGAUCUCGGCAGGGCCCUAAAAAAUUUCUUAGCUGUUGAAAAGCAUUACGCUGAUAUGACUGAAGAUCAAUUUGACUUCCAUUCGUAUUGCUUACGGAAAAUGACACUUCGAGCAUAUGUUUCUAUGCUGAAGUUUCAAGAUCGUUUGCAUGCUCAUGAAUACUUCCACAAGGCUGCUGCUGGAGCUAUCAGGUGCUAUAUGAAACUACAUGAUUCUCCAACAAAAUCUUCUACUGAGGAAAAUGAUGAGAUAUCAAAACUACCACCUGCUCAGAGGAAGAAAUUGAGGCAAAAGCAGAAGAAAGCAGAAGCGCGUGCUAAAAGGGAGGCUGAAGAGAAACAGGAGGAUGAAACAGCAUCAUCCAACACUUCAAAAUCUGGAAAGAAACAAAAUGCAAGACCUGUUGAUCUGGACCCACAUGGUGAAAAAUUAGUUCAGAUUGAGGAUCCGCUUGCAGAAGCCACGAAAUACUUGAAGCUCCUGCAGAAUAACUCGUCAAGCUCAUUAGAGACCCAUAUACUUUCAUUUGAGCUCAACAUGAGAAAACAAAAGAUUUUACUUGCUUUCCAGGCGGUUAAACAGCUCAUUAAAUUGGAUGAGAACAAUCCAGACAGUCACCGCUGUUUGAUAAAGUUCUUCCACAAGAUAAACAGUCUUCCUACUCCUGGGACUGAUUCUGAGAAGCUAAUUUGGAAUGUCUUGGAAGCCGAACGACCAGACAUAAGGCAAUUACAUGGGAAGUCUCUCAUUGAAGUAAACAGAAGUUUCCUCGAAAAACACAACGCUUCGUUGACGCACCGAGCAGCAGCUGCUGAAAUGAUGUAUCUCUUGGAGCCAGAUAAGAAGAUGGAGGCAAUUAAAUUAAUUGAAGAUUCGACAAACAACGCAUCUUCAGGAAAUAAUGUGCUUGGUCCUGUGAAUGAAUGGCAAAUUCAAGAUUGUAUUGAUGUUCACAAAUUGCUGGAGACAGUCUUUGGCGACCAGGAUGUUGCAAAUAGGUGGAAGACACGCUGUGCAGAAUAUUUUCCUUACUCGACAUACUUUGAAGGCAUCAUGAGUGCUAUUGCAGCAUAUGUUGUCGACCAUAAUCUCGAGAAUUCACCAGAAAAUGGAAUUGCCCCAAAUCCUCAGUUGAAAUCAAAUGAGGGAGAGCUAGGUGCUUUGAAUGGAACUGUGCAUAUUGUUGAUGAUUUGAGCAGCUUAAGCAUUCGGUGAUGCAUCAAGUAGCUGCCUGGUUACAUCUGGAACAGAACAUAUUUUAGAACUGGAGCCAGUACCCAAUUGACCAAAGUGCACAGACACAAAAGGGGGAACAAAGUGCCCUGGUGCAAUUACUUGUCGGCGCAUUUCAUUUGAAGAGUAUAUUAUUGGUUGGGAGCUGAGGUCUCUUCAAUGUGGUUAUUAUCUCAGUUCCAGCUUGUACCUUUUUGUUGCCAUUUUGUAGACAGUGAAAGAAUAACCUUUUGUCCCAGAUAUGGUGAAGUUUGUGCCAGCGUUUGUUGCCUGGUAGCAUCAGGGUGUGAUGAUUCACUUGAAGCAGCGGGUCAUGGAUUCGUUGUGUGGGUCGUUCUAUUGUCUACCGCUACUCGCUCACUCUUGUUGAACUACAAAAUUUUGGCAUAAAGCAGGUGUAUAAUCUUAAACCUUUUUUAAUUUACAACAUGUGUUUCGUGAUGGUGUGUCUGGGGUUGCCUUAAUCCCUUUGCUUUUGUAUCUUUUGCUCCUCGACAUUGUAAAUUAGUUAACCUUGAACAUAGAAAUUGUAUUUCAGUUGUCCUGAGAAAUAAUGAUCAAUGUUAACUGUGGGUGUUUCACAUA